Messenger RNA from Marchantia polymorpha subsp. ruderalis, 4204 nucleotides. NCBI's taxonomy places the organism in Eukaryota, Viridiplantae, Streptophyta, Marchantiopsida, Marchantiales, Marchantiaceae. The record is from the annotation of a GenBank genome assembly.
GCCAUUGUUCGUCGAGACUGCUGGCGUCCCUACUGGCUGCAAUUCGGCCGAGGGACCGGCCUCCUUCCUUCGACCUCGCCUCUAGAGGGGAGGUGAAAGAGGGAGAAUGAAGAACCUUCGUUCCACACACGCUUAGAUUCUAUAGGAGAGGAAUGGGCCCAGAACGGCUGUAAGCUCAUGUCAGGCCAUGGGAAUGUGAUACACCAUCUAUACUCGGCAAUGGUGUCAGAGAUUUGGCGUAGAGGUAGAGGUAGAGGCGCUUAACUCGGCGCGUGGUUUAGACUCCACUAGACCAGAGUCCGAGCGUUCUCACGACCUCUUCGACUGGAUUCACCUCAUAUUAGACGGCUCACCAGGUCCAGAGUAAGCAAGUCAUGCGGACCCAUUGACUGCCUUGAGCUUCGUCGGAAGAACAGCUCUUGCAGGAGUUCGCGCGUCUCUGAGCAGCCGGAGACCACAGUUGUCUGACGAACGAUCUGCCUCCGGGCAUAGAUCUAUGCUGAAGCCAGGAUGGACACAGGAAUGGCAGCGAGGAUUGUCGACACCCGAUUGGACCUCGAGAGUCCGGGAUCUGGAAACUAUGGACACUCGGGAGACUCUGAAGCCUAUGCUCCAGUUGGAGUAGUCGCCGCAUGCCACGCUAUGAUGAACCGAGUGAAGGCUCGAAUGAAAUCCCUCUACGGAAAGCGGUUUUUCCAGCGGCUGCACGUCGCAUUGAGGAGUGGAUGGGCCUGUUUAUUCGCUGGAGUAGUGUUACAAUUCGCCACCCCCGUGACCGACUGGCUGGCGAUCCCAUUCUUUUCACUCGUCAUCUGUCUGAACCUCGUCGAGUCCAGCCUCGGGGCAGUGGUCAAGAAUCUUGUCGGUGUGGUGAUAGGCUUAGGACAAGCCUUGAGUGUCGGGAGCUUAGUGUACCUGAUCUUCGGAUGCAGCCUGGAUCUCGUACCAACGAUAGUCAUAAUAUUUUUCAGUAGUUUCUAUGUAGCAUAUCCCGCAGGACUUUUGGGGCAGGAGAUGUCCAGGAAGGUGGCUCUCGCUCUCAUAGGGAUAAUCUUCACUUCGGCACACUCUGGAGCCAACGAAAACAGCAUGUUCUUUCUGAUCCGUCUCGGAGCAACCACGCUGUUCGGAGCAGGGUGUGCUCUUCUCGCUGUUAUUGUACCGUUUCCAGGGCUCGCAUACUGGGAGAUAAAAACAAGUGCCAAAGCCACUGUUAGAGGAGAUGCCGAGCUUUUCAAGACUAAUUGCGAGGCUUUUUGUGCUAGAGAAGUUAGUAAGCUGUCAUCUGUAUUUUUACACGCCAAAUAUCUCUCCAAAACGGCGUGUAUUACUCUUGACGAUCUGAACAGCAGAAUGGCUGAUGUUUACUGGGAGCUUCGUCCACUAGGGAAGAUGUCUGCCUGCAAGCGAAUGUCGGAGGGUCUGAACGUCAUCAGACUGCACAUGAUGGGCAUGGGCAUGGCGCUGCAGUCCGGGCUGAUUUUGCAGUACACUCCCGCAAAGAUGACAACAAAUUUAAGAUAUUCGUUGACAUGUCUCGCUGAACGUAGCAAGGCGAUGCUCGAGCUGACGGCCAAAAUGGGGAGCGGCGAAUCGAUGGUGCAGGAGAAAGAGCGGCUUCUUGCAAAGGCUAGGGAAGAUCUGAAAACCUUUGAUCAGGUCCUGAGAAUAGCUCGAGAAGAGUCUUAUUACUUUAAAAACGACGAAGAAGUUACUUUGGGAGAAUUGGUCACUACGGGUGGCCAGGCACCACCAUCACCCACAAGUGAGAAAUGUAUCAAGCACCUGUUCCAGAGCAUGGUGCCCACAUACUUCUUCCUCUUUAACCUCAAGCUGUACUUCUGUGAGACAAUGAAGAUGCUGGACCCAAACUCCACAGGCAAAGUCGCCAACGAAAUGCACAAGGUAGCAAAUGCCGGUGGCCAUGUACCGAUGAUCUCGUACGAGCUCGACAAGCAUGCAGUACCCAUAGCUGUUGUAGUGUCCCCCGUAGCCGACGAGGCUUCCAAGCCACCCAAGGUGCCAAAGCCUGUCAGCGGUCUCCUCACAUCUCAACCCACAUUCAGGUGCUCAGUAUGCGACAAGCAGAGAAGGGAAGAACCUUGUGUCAUCAAGGACACAAUGAUACAAAACAUUUGGGCACGAGUUUGCGAAUCGUUCUGCUCGUUCAAGUACCAGCAGGUCGUUCGAGCCUUGAAAAUCUCGCUGGCCAUGGCUAUUGCAGCUCUGGCAGGUAUCCUCUACAACAAGAAAUUCGCCUUCUGGGCGGUGGUAACCGUAGGAUUCAUCAUUCAAAACCAUCAGGGAGGCUCCUUCCGCAUGGCAAACCUUCGACUUCAGGGUACAGUAAUCGGAUCCAUCUACGCUUACCUCAUGGUCAUCGUCAUCCACGAUCACCCGGACUUCGUGCUGGUGGCGCUUAUUCCGUGGGUCGUGGUACUCAGCUACCUAAGAUUCAGUAAACUGUUCGGAGCUGCCGGAGUAAUAGCAGGCUUAACUGCAGCUAUUGUCAUGCUGGGUUCCAACGGAGCACCCAUCCAGGAGCUGGCAGUGACCAGAAUCACUGAGAAUUUCAUCGGAGUUUUGGCCCUGAUCUUCGUCGAGAGUUUAGUCUUCCCUGAUCGAGCCGCGAUACUGUGUCGGAAGGAGCUGGUCUCGAGCUUAGUUGAUCUAAGGGAUUGCGUGAAAGCUGUGGUAGCUGCUUACACUGGCCACUUCUGCGAUGAGCACAGAAGAAUCGUGGCAUCCGAUAUCAAAAAACUGGAAGCCCAGCUUAGAUCCAGAAUCGCUGAGCAAUCCAAGCUCCAAGCCGAAGCAGUCAUGGAACCUGAACUGUGGAACGUGCCUUUCCCAGCGGAAAUCUACGGGCAGCUGGUCAACAUUCAAACUCGGAUGCUGGAUCUGCUCCACUUUAUGGUACUUUCACUUCACGCAGCCACUGAAGAGUGCCUGGGAUCUCAGAUUCGGAAGCUAGUGGGUCCACUUCAGGGAAGUUUGGACGCGCUGGAAGAGGAGGUUUUGUCAUCACUGCAUCUUCUACAAGGGCUCCUGCAAUGCACGCGGUACAAGAUCGAUCUGAUGUCCAAGAAUUCAGGCAGUUGGCACCAUGAAGCAAAGAGUGAGCUACAUCGAGCUACCUCUCGUCACGAUCAUGGAGCUCCGAAUGAUGACUUGCAGGACAUGGUGGGCAAGGUGCAUCCGCUGUUGGUUUUGGAGUGCAUUCGACGAGACAUCGAUGGGACUCCUCUGUCUCUGAAGAAUAGGAUGAAGGAUUUCGAGGCUAGCUACGAGACAGUGGUCGAGGAGUUUAUCGUGAAAAAGAGGGCGGAUCCUAAUUCCCCAGUUCUCAGUAACCCUGCCAUGCUCUCUUUCAGUGCCCUCACCUUCAGCUUGCAAACUCUGCUCAAGGAAACAGUGGAGCUCGAGAAAACCAUCCACCAGCUCCUGCACUUUGAGCAUCCUUGGAGUGUGCUCGAAUUUUGGGAAUCAGUGGACGAAGAGAAAGAAUUGCUUUCUGUGCCUCCAUCUCCAGGUGUCCAUAACCAGAACCGCCACAACUUCCCAUAAAUCGUUGCAACUCGAUCCAAGCAGCCAACAAAGCUAACCAACUUCACUACAAGCACACUCAUUUAUUGUUUCAACUGGGCACUAGCUGAAACCAGGUUCCCCAACAUGACAAGCGUACAGUCAUGUCAACCUUAAUUUCACCAUGUACUUGCAACACUAUCUGGCGCUACCGGAGUCGAAUUUACCGAGUCUUGACUCGAAGCCAAUCUCUGCGAUGAUAAUCUCGGGGACGAGGACGAGACGACGUCGUCAAUCGAUGUGGCAGAAUGUAGUCAUGAUUGGUCAUACUACAGUAAGCCAUAUACCACGAAGACUUAGCGGGAUUGAUUCUAUUUUGACCGUUCGUCAUAAGUUCCUUCAGCUUUAGAAGAUACCGGAGUAGUCAAUACCCCCACUGUCAAAUUCCUCUUAGCUGUUAAGUCGACAAAUUGCCGUCGAGUAGGCCUUUCAGCACUUGUGCCGGCGCCGCGGAUCGUUUGGUGGACAUUCACCGACCACACUGUUUGCAAGGCCGAACUGGUCUGAGAGGGUCCUGAGUGGACCCUGUGUACAUCAUUAUACUCGUGAAAUAUUAACUGCCAGCUCGUAGCUGGAGACUGAAGCAACAACACUUAUGCAUGCAUCGUCGCCUGUACCC